Caenorhabditis angaria is the source of this 2647-nucleotide messenger RNA. The record is from the annotation of a GenBank genome assembly. Lineage: Eukaryota; Metazoa; Nematoda; Chromadorea; Rhabditida; Rhabditidae.
AUGAAUAUCUUCCGUCUUUCGGCUGAUUUGGCACAUUUGGUGGCUAUUGUUGUGUUGAUGCUCAAAAUAUGGAAAUCGAGAAGCUGUGAAGGUUAGCUUUUGAAUAAAAAUUUUAGAAUGAAAAAAAUCGUUUUUCAGGAAUUUCUGGAAAAUCGCAAAUCCUUUUUGCGACUGUUUUCAUUGCUAGAUAUUUGGAUCUCUUCACCAAUUUCUACUCACUUUACAACACUGCAAUGAAGGUUAGUAAAUUAUUGAUUUUCUUGACAAGAGAAAAUGCGCCAAAUUGCAGGUGUUUUUCCUCGCUUCAUCAAUCGGAACCGUCUACCUUAUGUGGCACAAAUUCAAGGCAACUUAUGACAAAAACAAUGACUCGCUUCGUAUCGAAUUCCUUGUCAUCCCAUGUUUGGUUCUUGCUUUGAUCAUUAAUCACGAAUUCUUGUUCAUGGAGGUUUGUUGAUUUUUAAAAUAUUCAAAAAAAAAAUCAAAAGGCAGCCGAAAACAGAAUUAUAGUUCAGAGGGACGUGAUUGUUUGUGAUAUGGAGAAUUAAAAAAAACUUCUCAAUUAAAUUCUGAAGAAAAUCAGAAACUCCUUUCAUACAAGUUUUUGAAAAUCUAUAUAUUUUCAGAAUUUAGCAUACGAAGAAAAACAUUUCAUUCAGUUGCCCUAGUAACUAAAUGUAUAUAUAUACAGUGCUGGCCAAAAUUCUAUUUAAAAUGAGUUUUUAGUGGAAAACACCUAAAAAAUUUUGAAUUUUUACCCAAAAAGUUGAAUAGGUUAUUUUUCACGACGAUUAUGAUGGUAACUACCAAUUUGAUAGAUAUCAUUUGAUUUAUUGAUGUCUUCCAGGCUGAAAAUCGGAAUGAGCGAAAAUCAUAGAUUUUGACUUUUGGGAAAACCUUGAACAUUUUUUCUCGGUUUCAGUUUCAAAACUUUGUUUGGGUUAUUUUUCAAGUAGAAGAGUGUUCAGGCUUUUGAUUCCGACCUUAACUUUGAUAUAAUCUCGAUUCCGAAGUCCACACCAUUGGCUUCAGUGAGAUCAUUACAGAAUGUUUAUAACAGUAUUUUGCUGCUUUUUCCGUGACGUAUUGAAGUCAGAAAUUGUUCAAAAUUUGUUUAUCGGUCAUUUCAAACAUCAUGAAAUAAAAUCCGAACAAAAACUAGAACUUUCGGGCUGAUUUGGACAUUGAUGGAUUUAGAUGUUCAUCUAGAACAUCAGAUCUCAACAUCGUAGACCAUCAAAAGUGGCAAUUCGAUUAAGAAACCAUCAGCCCAGAUAGUCUUAAACAUGAUCACAAAUGUUAAAAACACUCAGAAGACAGAAAUUUAGAUCUGCAACUAUUAUUAUUCAGAUGUUUCAAUUUUACACUGUUUUCCCUUAUAAAAAUGACUUGUACCUUAAAAUUCAAGAGAACGAUGUUGUAGUUCAUCAAAUGUGAAUUUAAAGAUAUUAAUAUGAAUUCACAACACGAGUUGACCAUCUGGAGAUAAAAUUUUAACUGUGGUUUUGCAGUAUUGGUGGUCUACGAUGUUGAGAUCUGAUGUUCUAGAUGAACAUCUAAAUCCAUCAAUGUCCAAAUCAGCCCGAAAGUUCUAGUUUUUGUUCGGAUUUUAUUUCAUGAUGUUUGAAAUGACCGAUAAACAAAUUUUGAACAAUUUCUGACUUCAAUACGUCACGGAAAAAGCAGCAAAAUACUGUUAUAAACAUUCUGUAAUGAUCUCACUGAAGCCAAUGGUGUGGACUUCGGAAUCGAGAUUAUAUCAAAGUUAAGGUCGGAAUCAAAAGCCUGAACACUCUUCUACUUGAAAAAUAACCCAAACAAAGUUUUAAAACUGAAACCGAGAAAAAAUGUUCAAGGUUUUCCCAAAAGUCAAAAUCUAUGAUUUUCGCUCAUUCCGAUUUUCAGCCUGGUAGACAUCAAUAAAUCAAAUGAUAUCUAUCAAAUUGGUAGUUACCAUCAUAAUCGUCGUGAAAAAUAACCUAUUCAAGUUUUUGGGUAAAAAUUCACAAUUUUUUAGGUGUUUUCCACGAAAAACUCAUUUUAAAUAGAAUUUUGGCCAGCACUGUAUAUAUCUGAAAUUCAAAGUUCCCAUUUUUCUAAUCGGGAAAAUUAUUCCCAAUCAGAAUAAUAAAAAUCUCGGCGCUAUAGUUAUGCAAAUUCACAUUGGCUAUUAAAAAACAGAGAAUUAGAAACGAAGAAUUCUAGUUUGUUAACAUUAUUUUCAAAAAAAAAACAAACAAUGUUCAGAAAAUCGAAAUCUUUACAGAAUUUACCUCAAAAAAUCAAUCAAUAAUUUCAGGUUUUGUGGACUUUCUCGAUCUACCUUGAAGCCGUCGCCAUUAUGCCCCAACUUUUCAUGCUCUCAAGAACUGGAAACGCCGAAACUAUCACUGCUCAUUAUUUGUUCGCUUUGGGAUCAUACCGUGCUCUCUACAUUGUCAACUGGAUCUACAGAUAUUACACUGAAAACUUCUUUGACCCAAUCGCCGUUGUUGCCGGAAUUGUUCAAACUGUCUUAUACGCUGACUUCUUCUAUCUCUACAUUACUCGUGGUAUGUUUUUCAAUUCUGAAACUAUAAUCGCCAAUAAAAUAUUGAAUAAUUUUACAGUUCUUCAAUCGAAUCGUCCAUUCGAGAUGUCUGCAUAA